CACAGUCCCGCUUAAAAGCUUCAGUGCAACUAGCCUGCGUAGACUGCCUCCUGUGGGAAAUUAGUGACUUUUACACCUCCGACACAGUUUACAGUAAGAUAUAUCUAUAUCUAUAUUCAGGCUGCCUUUUCAAGUAACCAAGAAACCUCCUCAAAGAUGGGAAGCUACCACAAACCCGACGAGAAAACACUUCAAGGCCUGAAAGAUCUCGCUAAUAAGCUAAGGAUUCACUCAAUCAAGGCAACAUGCGCCUCAAAUUCCGGGCACCCCAGCUCUUGCUGCAGCGCCGCUGAGCUCAUGUCUGUGCUGUUCUUCCACACCAUGCGCUACAAAGCUGAUGACCCCCGCCACGCCUGCAACGACCGCUUCGUCCUGUCUAAGGGUCAUGCCGCCCCAGUCCUCUAUGCAGCUUGGGUUGAGGCGGGCUAUGUGAAGGAGGAGGAUCUGCUCAACUUGCGCAAGAUCGACUGCCCCCUAGAGGGCCAUCCCACACCAAAAUUGGCUUUUGUGGAUGUGGCCACUGGCUCGUUAGGGCAGGGUCUGGGAGCUGCAUGUGGGAUGGCCUACACAGGAAAGUACUUUGACAAGUCCAGCUACCGUGUGUACUGCCUGCUGGGAGAUGGGGAGUGCUCAGAGGGCUCUGUGUGGGAGGCCAUGGCUUUUGCUUCCCACUACAGCCUGAACAACUUGGUGGCCAUCCUGGAUGUAAACCGCCUGGGUCAGAGUGAGGCCGCCCCACUCAAGCACAACGUGCACGCCUACCAAGAGCGCUGCAAGGCUUUCGGUUGGAAUGCUUGCGUGGUGGAUGGCCAUGAUGUGGAAGCAUUGUGCAGGGCUCUAUGGGAUGCAGAGCAAUUCAAAGAGAAGCCCACCGUCAUUGUGGCCAAAACCUUUAAGGGCAGAGGUCUUGAAGGCAUCGAGGAUAAGGAUGGCUGGCAUGGCAAACCCAUACCUAAGGAUCGUGUGGGUGAGCUGCUUGACAAGCUCCAGAGCAAGAACCAAGGUCCUGAAAAACCCUUCCACCCCAAGUUACCCUCUGAGGACGCAGCUCCUGUUGACCACACCCCCAUCCUCCUGCUCACACCACCCGAGUAUAAGAUUGGUGACAAGAUUUCUACCAGGAAGGCCUAUGGUGUGGCCCUAAAGAGAAUGGGGGAUGCCAGUCAGCGUAUUGUGGCACUGGAUGGAGAUACCAAAAACUCCACCUUCUCUGACAUUUUCAAGAAAGCCCAUCCAGAUCGUUAUAUUGAGUGCUUUAUUGCUGAGCAGAACAUGGUAAGCGUUGCGAUUGGCUGUGCCACACGUGACCGCACCAUCCCCUUUGCAAGCACGUUUGCAGCUUUCUUAUCCCGAGCCUACGACCACAUCCGCAUGGCAGCCAUUUCUCAAUCCAAUGUAAACCUGGUAGGAUCCCACUGUGGUGUCUCUAUCGGUGAGGAUGGUCCCUCUCAGAUGGCUCUGGAGGACCUUGCAAUGUUCCGUGCUAUUCCGACAUGCACAGUGUUCUACCCCAGUGAUGGUGUGUCCACUGAGAGGGCCGUGGAGUUGGCAGCCAAUACAAAGGGUGUCUGUUUCAUCCGCACCAGCCGGCCAGACACGGCAGUCAUCUAUGACUCUGGAGAGAAAUUUGAAAUCGGCAAGGCAAAGGUGCUGCGGCAGUCUGAUAAUGAUCAGGUGACUGUAAUUGGUGCUGGAGUAACCCUUCAUGAAGCCCUCACUGCAUGUGACCAGCUGGCCAAAGAAGGUGUGAACAUCCGUGUGAUCGACCCAUUCACCAUUAAGCCCCUGGAUGCUGCCACAAUCGUGGUAUGUGCUCGAGCCACAGGGGGCAGAGUGAUCACAGUAGAGGAUCAUUACAAAGAGGGUGGCCUGGGAGAGGCCGUUCUGGCAGCUGUGGGUGAGGAGCCUGGUAUCGUGGUCCAUCAGCUGGCUGUGAGCCAGGUGCCCCGCAGUGGCAAACCCCAGGAGCUGCUAGACAUGUUUGGCAUCAGCGCCAAAUCUAUUGUGGCUGCCGUCAGACGCACUUUCGCUAACUAAAGCCAGCUAAUCCCAAUCGCCAUUAGCUUCCUUCAGUCUGAAUACCCACAUCUUGAUUGUUUCUGGUCUUAACACCCAUGUAGUAUGCUGCAAUUAAUAACUCUUCACUUGGUUUGGGUUUUUUGCCGCCUUGAGACUUCACAUGCAUAAGAUAUUGAUGAGCUAUUUGACGAGCUAAACUACUUCAUUCACUGAAUCAAUCGCUUAUUUCAUUUGUGAAAUUACUGCAGUGCAUAUAAUCCCUCAAUUCCGAUGUCACUGGCAUUCCAGUUCUAGCCAUUCCUUUUGCCUUUUGUCCCACCUGUUCUGUUUGUUACACUUGACAAUGGACAAAGGCAACAUGACAAUUACAAUAGCUAUUCCUAAAAUAUGCCUGACUGGGGUAGAGGGCUAUAAUCCUGUCUUUGCUUAAGCAGCAGAGUAAUGCACUUACUUGGAUAGCAUCUGAUUGUGAGCUCUAGGAUGGUUUUGUACACGUCCUGUUACUGAAAUUCCCGGUUGUUGCUUGUGUGAACUUGUUUUAGUUUGCAUUGCUGUUAAUAUACUGUAAUAAAAAUCAAUUGUUCACUCU
Molecule: messenger RNA, 2608 nt
Organism: Electrophorus electricus (electric eel)
Lineage: Eukaryota; Metazoa; Chordata; Actinopteri; Gymnotiformes; Gymnotidae
Gene: tktb
Product: transketolase b
Molecular function (GO): thiamine pyrophosphate binding; transketolase activity
Source: RefSeq, a predicted model, not a curated record